CGCGCUUAGCACGACAGCGCGGAGCAGGCGGUUCGGUUUCCCCGUUUAAACGCGGUUCGGAGAGCAGCCGAGGAGCCCCGGGACGCAGCUCCCCGGUGUGGCGGCGCGGUGGGAGGCCAGCCCCGGGACCUGGGGGCCUGCCGGGCGCGGGAGGCGACGGGCACACGUCUCCUGCACGCCACGCUGGCAGCGAUGGUGAAAGCAUAGGAAACUGUCCUUUUUCUCAGAGGCUGUUCAUGAUACUUUGGCUGAAGGGAGUGGUGUUUAGUGUCACAACAGUUGACCUGAAGAGAAAACCAGCAGACCUUCAAAAUUUGGCUCCAGGCACUCAUCCACCCUUUAUAACUUAUAAUGGUGAGGUGAAAACAGAUGUGAAUAAAAUUGAAGAGUUCCUGGAAGAAGUUUUGGCUCCACCAAAGUACCUAAAACUUUCUCCAAAGCACCCAGAAUCAAACACUGCUGGAAUGGAUAUAUUUGCCAAAUUUUCUGCGUUUAUAAAAAAUUCUAGACCAGAGGCUAAUGAAGCCUUAGAACGUGGUCUCUUGAAAACCCUCCAGAAACUGGAUGAGUAUCUGAACUCUCCUCUUCCUGAUGAAAUAGAUGAAAAUAGCAUGGAAGAUAUUACAAUUUCUACUCGCAAGUUUUUGGAUGGCAAUGAGAUGACACUAGCAGACUGCAACCUGCUACCCAAACUACACAUUGUCAAGGUGGUGGCCAAAAAAUAUCGCAACUUCGAGAUUCCCAAGGAAAUGACAGGGAUUUGGAGAUACCUGACAAAUGCUUAUAGCAGGGAUGAAUUCACCAAUACCUGUCCUGGAGACAAAGAAAUUGAAAUAGCUUACAGUGAUGUAGCCAAGAGACUCACUAAGUAAACAACACUUGCAAAAGAGAUGACUUCUUACGUAUUCCAUAACAAUGCUUCUAACAGACUGCUCUUUUCAUAUAAGAUAGCAAUUUUUUUGCAUGAACUUGCAGUUAUUCAAAGUUAAUGGUGGAUAGACCAGGUACAGUAAUUACCUAAAGUUUGCAGACUUAAUUAUAGCCUUGUUUUUCCUUACCUCUUUUCAUAGCAAGUCUGAAUAUCAUUAACGCAGUUAUGUUAACGUUGCACUGGGAUAACUCUAGAUUCUUUAACAUGAAGAGUUACCUUGCCCCUGCUACUUUUCCUUGCAAACAUUUGGUCCCUGUCUAUGAAUUGGUCUAGGAUACUGUCUUGCUAUAUGGUACCAGGAAUAUUUAUGUAUUUUGGAAUUUAUUGCUUUUCCAGAAGAUUUAUACACAGUUGUCAUAUCUACAACACGUUGAACUGUACCUGUUCAUCUAUCCUCUUUGCAUAUAGAAGGGAACUUACCCAGAAAAGACAUUUGCAGAAUAUUUGGCUUUUU
Molecule: messenger RNA, 1385 nt
Organism: Cygnus olor (mute swan)
Lineage: Eukaryota; Metazoa; Chordata; Aves; Anseriformes; Anatidae
Gene: CLIC4
Product: chloride intracellular channel 4
Exons: 6
Coding region: 237-872 (211 amino acids)
Source: RefSeq, a predicted model, not a curated record